This is a messenger RNA of Linum tenue, 601 nucleotides long. The record is from the annotation of a GenBank genome assembly. NCBI's taxonomy places the organism in Eukaryota, Viridiplantae, Streptophyta, Magnoliopsida, Malpighiales, Linaceae.
GGCUCGCAUGGUUCCUAUCAAGAAGCUGCGGGAGUUGGCCAUUCCAGCCAACAGUCCUAGACCACCUGUUGCAAUUGCUGUCAAGCAAUUUUUGUUGCUAGCUACUGGUUCGAUACUCUUGCCAACAUUUUCUCGGAGGUGCAAGCUGGACUUUGCUCCAUACCUAGGUGGGAGUGUUGAGGACGUGAGGGUGUACGAUUGGUGUACAUUUAUUGUCCGUGAACUGAAAGUAGAGUUGACUGUUGCCAAGAAAAAUGAACAUAGUGCAAAGGCGUUGGGCUCGCCGUGCGUGUGGGUUCUCGGAGAUUGCUACUUCUUGAUACUCCAUCUGCUGGACUCUCUAAAACUAGGCGGGUUGCACACAAAGACCAUACCUAGCUGCCGGUUUUGGUGGAAGCAAAGUGUCGAGAGGGCAAGCACAUCUAUCCCCUUAGUCAGGGGAAGAUAUGACCUAGCUGCCGCUCUGCUGAGUAGGGAAGAAAUCGCCUCUCGCAGGCAGCUCCAGUCGGCGGCUAUUGGGUGUACUAGUGCAGCAACUGCGAGCAGUUUAGCUCCUCCUCCAGAUCGUGCCCCGUUGCCAUGUUGGAAUGGCUUUGGAUAU